This is a messenger RNA of Tigriopus californicus, 1856 nucleotides long. RefSeq names its product XK-related protein 6-like. NCBI's taxonomy places the organism in Eukaryota, Metazoa, Arthropoda, Copepoda, Harpacticoida, Harpacticidae. Gene Ontology annotation, cellular component: plasma membrane. Gene Ontology annotation, biological process: phosphatidylserine exposure on apoptotic cell surface; engulfment of apoptotic cell; apoptotic process involved in development. Bases 278 to 1780 code for a protein of 500 amino acids. The transcript has 2 exons. The record is from RefSeq and is a predicted model, not a curated record.
AACAUUAGCUCUCGAGUUGGGUAUUGGUUUUAUUCGAGCCAUGCAAUGGUUUGGCAUCCCUGUUCACAAAACCAUCGCGGAUGGGUCAUUCGGGUCUGCCUCCGAAGGAAAUAUUCAAUAUUUUGCAACAACACAAAGCUCAUUGUGAUCAUGGGUCCGAUUGAUUAGGACAGGAUGACUCGGUAGAGGGUAGAGAGAUCUCUUCCCUAUCUUUGCAUCCUCAUGGUGGGUUGGUUUGGCGAGUUGAAGGCCAGAUCCAACCCCCACCGCAAACACCAUGGCCGUGGAUUUCUUACCCAUCUGCGACCUGCUCUUCAAUAUCGCGUCCGUGAUGACUUACUUCUGCGACAUCGCGUUCAACGUGAUUGCCAUUUAUUUGCUGGAAAGGCAAGAGGGCUUCCAAAUCUGGUUUGUUCUUCUGGCAUUGGCCUUGGCCACGUCCAUCAUCGUGUGCCAAUUGUUCUCCUUGAAGUGGUACAUGGACCAAGAAUGGAACGAGCAUCGUGCUUUGACGUGGACCGUGAUUGUCGGACUUCAUCUCGGGAUGAGUGCCAUGUUUUGGCGGUAUUCACGCCUUCUAUUCCUGCCCAUUGAGAUGGAUGUGGUGAAACGGGAGAUGCGCAACCUGAGUCUUCUUCGUAUGAUGCACGCCUUCAUUCACAGCAUCUUCACCAUCUUCAUCUUGGGCUACCUCACGGCUCUCGACCAGAUGAGUGCCAUUCAAAUGGAAGUGGUCUACUGCGCCAUGGCCACUUCUCUCAUUAACAUUUGUUGGGCAUUAGCCUCGUUUAAUAAGAACAUUAAGAAGUCCAACCUGCACAAACUGAUCCUGACGUGGAUCGGAGUCAUCUUGCAAUUCCUAUGGCGAGCCGGAACGGUCACGUCUCGGAUGUUCGCCCUGGUGGUGUACACCACGGUCCAUGGGGCGUGGGUGGGUCUCUUUUUGAUCCUCCAUUGGUUGUGCAUGUUCGUGUGGUUGGUUCUACAGCAACGCAAUCUUCAUAAUCAGACUUGGACCAAGACUGAUUGGCUCAAGUGUUCCAUUCUGGCCUAUGUGUAUGAAGUGGACUUUGUUCACUUGGACGACGACAGUGCCAAGGUCAAAAUCGUCAUGUACUACCUCAUCAUCCUCGUGGAGAACGCUUUACUAUACGUGAUCUGGUCGAUCAACGUCCGGACGCGUCUCAUUUACAGUGCGGGUGAGAUCCGCACCGCCCUCCUGGUGACCACAUUGCCCUAUUUGGGUGGACUCUUGGUCAUGAUCCUGUACUAUAACGUCUUUCACGUGUCUCUGAAUCGGGAUAAGGGCGAGCGUGAGGGCGACCGAAAUGGUGUCCGGCCCUUUAAAGACGGCGGCAAUGCCACGGUGUUCAAUUGCUCGCUGUACUCCACGGGUGCGGCCAUGACGAAGAAAAAGAAAAUUCCUCGUCUUAUCCCACCGCCGCCCAUCCCACAAGUGACUGGAAGUGGGACGGGAGCCCCGCCUACCCCUGUGGGCCCCAUGCCAAAGCCCUUUUGGAAGAUGCCUCUUCCGAACCAAUCCAAUCACCUCUUCCACCCCUCGAGCAAUCCGGAGCACCAGCUUCAUCACUCCGGAACUGUACCUGAUUCAUUAAGCUAUGACAAUUUCAGUCCCAGUCCCAAUGAGAGAAGUUUUAACUAUGACUCCAGCGGGGAUCAAGCGGACACGGAAUCGGGACGCGAACACGACAUGCUCUACAAUUACUCCAAGCGCUCAGCCCGAAGGAAAGCCAGAUGCACUCGUGAAACUCCUAUGUGACGAUCUCUUUGCCAUGACAAACUUGUUAUUUUGCAGGCUCUCAUUGACCAGAUAUACAUCUUAGAUUCCAUUGAGA